UCAAUCCCAAGCCACACUCCUCAAACUCUCUGGCAACCGCCACACCUCGACUCCCUUCUUUCCUCUAUCGUCUCAGCUCUAGCGCCUCCCACUGCAAAGCAACCACAAGCCAACACCGGACCACCUCGAGCCUCAGCCACCAUCAACCGAAUCAUCAUCAGUCGUCUUUUCUGGCAAUUUGCAGAGCCCGAUCCUUCAUUUUUGGAGGCGAGUCAAGCAAAGCUCAAAGAACAACUGGAUGUACGGGUUCAAGAACAAUGUGUCAAGAAUUCACGGGAUGAUAGGGCAUCAGAUUCCAACAAAGUGAGUCAGUACACAAGUUGGACUUGUGUUCCCAAAGUGUUCUUGUUAGAAAACGGUGGAUCGGCUAAAAGAAUUGAUGGCUUUGACGAAAUCGAUGGCAACUCUCCAAUCGAAACAAAGAAAAUGGGAAUGAGUGGUAUCAAGCCUAAUGCUGGCGAGUCAUCUUCAUCCUCAUUGUCGAGUGUUCGAAGAUGUCGAUCAAAAGGAAGUAGAGUUUUAUUGCAGUCUUCGGGUGUCGACACACCCUCCUCUGGAUCUCAAAACGACAGUGACAUUGCAGCUUGA
Messenger RNA from Ilex paraguariensis (yerba mate), 588 nucleotides. The record is from the annotation of a GenBank genome assembly. NCBI's taxonomy places the organism in Eukaryota, Viridiplantae, Streptophyta, Magnoliopsida, Aquifoliales, Aquifoliaceae.